This is a messenger RNA of Notolabrus celidotus (New Zealand spotty), 1646 nucleotides long. RefSeq names its product jun dimerization protein 2-like. Gene Ontology annotation, cellular component: nucleus. Gene Ontology annotation, biological process: regulation of transcription by RNA polymerase II. NCBI's taxonomy places the organism in Eukaryota, Metazoa, Chordata, Actinopteri, Labriformes, Labridae. The transcript is spliced from 5 exons. Bases 254 to 745 code for a protein of 163 amino acids. The record is from RefSeq and is a predicted model, not a curated record. Gene Ontology annotation, molecular function: RNA polymerase II cis-regulatory region sequence-specific DNA binding; DNA-binding transcription factor activity, RNA polymerase II-specific.
CAUCCAUGCUUACGUACGACGAGCACUUCCGCAUUCCUGAGCUUUCACAGACAAGAGCAGUACUUAAACGGGCUGAUGCAACGACCUCAGCUAGUCCCAAAACCUACAUCCGAUUCACAACUCCCCCAUCAUCGACACGUUACUGUUACUACUGCGGAUUUUUUGGACGCAUAAUAGCGUCCGAACACAGUUGCAUCAUUGAAAGAAGACAACUGGCAGGUUUCCUCUGAGGGCGGUGGCUGCCGGGUCGGACAUGAUGCCGGGACAGAUCCCUGACCCUUCGCUGGCGGCCGGCUCCCUGCCCAGCCUGGGCCCACUGGCGGGCAUCUCGGCCACCACGCUCACCGAUCAACUCAAACUGGCUGACUUCCGCCAGCUGGGCGCCAUGCUGUCCCCGCUGCACUUCCUGGGGAGGCUGGGGAAGAGGCCGCUGGCCAUCAAGACGGAGAUGGAUGAAGACGAGGAAAGGAGGAAACGGAGACGAGAGAAAAACAAGGUAGCAGCAGCACGAUGCCGAAACAAAAAGAAGGAACGGACCGACUUCCUUCAAAGGGAAUCAGAGCGUUUGGAGAUGGUCAACUCAGAUCUGAAGGCCCAGAUUGAGGAGCUCCGUGUUGAGAGGCAGCAGCUGAUGGUGAUGCUCAACCUCCACCGGCCUACGUGCAUCGUCAGGACCGACAGCGUCAAAACCCCAGAGAGCGAGGUCAACCCCUUGCUGGAGCAGCUGUCCUCUGACAAAAAGUGAAAGCGGGGAAACCAAGGACGUGAAAUCCCAUAUUCCCAAACUAGCACCACUGUGGCAGCCAUUUUUAUGAAACCAUAACUGGCAAUACAUUUCUGAACAAGCACUUGAGCUCCAAGCUGAGGACUUUUGGAGACUGCCCAAACACUGAAGGUUUAAGGGCUUCUUCAGUACUGCUACAUGAGCUGGCUCUGUCCAUUGGAAGACUAGAAACACCCAGUUUCAUCUUUGCAUUAAGUCUUGUUGACACCCGCUGUGCCUAGCUGUUACUUCAACCAUCUCUACACAAAAGGGACCAAUGGAAACAGUAGAGUACGAAUGGAAACAACUGUGAGGAAACACACUAAUAUCAAUAUGGUGCUCUGUUACAAAAGCCCUGCGUAGAUUGUGUGGCAUUGUUUGAAUGCAGAGGGCCACAAAGGCUAAGCGCUCUGCAGUCUUCUUUUGUAUGCUAGCCGAAAUAUACAGGUGUAGAAAUGUUAGUAUACAAUACUCAAUUAAGUACACCAGAAGAAGUAGAGGUUUUUUAUUUUGUAAAAUUGAUUUGUACUCCCUGCCUCAAAUGUUGGCAGAUACCGGUUGAUCCGAUUUGUGGUGACGCUGGCGUCAUAAGCACAUAUACACAAAAUGUUUACACCGUUGUUUUUUGGACUUGUUGUCUGUCCAUUAUUGUUUUAUACUGCUUUGUAUACAUAAACAUAUAUGAAAUGCUUUUUAAUCACUUGAUGUGAUUUGUCUUUUCAGUCUUUUCAGUCUGUGUCUGUCAUGUUGUGCUGUCAAACAGCUGUGAAAACAAAAAGGAAAUCUUGUCAGCUGAGCAGUAUGUCAAUGUCUGUUCUGGACUGUCUCUGCUAUGUAUGACUCUGGUACUCUGAAUAGAUUAAAUUUUAUUUUCUAACUACAA